Symbiodinium natans is the source of this 1671-nucleotide messenger RNA. NCBI's taxonomy places the organism in Eukaryota, Dinophyceae, Suessiales, Symbiodiniaceae. The record is from the annotation of a GenBank genome assembly.
AUGCAGCCCUGGCCACGACGGCAGGAGGCGGAGGCGGCGGUCCUGUCCUCCGGAGAGCCUGCCUUGGUCCCAGCGGAGGAGCUCAGGGGGCUGCAGUACGAGGGGAGCUUUCACGGGUUCUGGGCCAAGCGCGGGGCGCCAGAUGAGCACUGCGUCCACUUCGGCUCCAUCAGCCACUGCUGGGAAUCCAUGGAGCACCCAGAUCCGUGGGGCUUCCAGCUGGAGGAGGCCAUCAGCCGGUUCAAGGAGAAGGAGGGUGAUCGCUCCAAGGUUUGGCUCUUCGUUGACUACAUGUCGCUGUAUCAGUACAAAAGGGACGAGGAUCAGCAGAGGCAUUUCAAGCGAGCGCUGGAGUCGAUGCACAUCCUCUAUGCCCACGAGGUGGUGAGGGUCGAGAUCGUCCACAAGCUGACGCCGCCAGACAGAAAGGCUGUGGUUGAAAGGGUCCGGCCCACCAUCCACGUCUACCAAGAGAACUGCGGCCGGGUAGUGGAGACCCCCAUCUACGAUCUCACAGCGAACUCCGUGCCCUACACCGAGCGAGGUUGGUGUCAGGCGGAGAAGGAGUGGGCGAAUCUGCGCGAGACGUUUUCUGGCAAUGUCCCGUUGCCGCCCGAGCUGUUCUCAAAGCAGAUGGACUUGCUCAAGUUCACGCACAGAAACGACGCCGACUUGGUGAAGAAGCUGCAAGAAGAGGUCUUCCACAUCAAGGUCAAUGCCACUACGAAGCUGAAUCUGAAGCUCUCGCGGCACGAGGUUCCCAUCCUCUGCCAGGCCCUGAAGAGCUACACGAACCUGGAGAUGGUGAUCGUCCGCGACACCCCCCUGGGCUGUGCCGGAGCGGUCGCCGUUCUGGAGACUGGGGCACGGCACAUCUUCCUGGACGCCUGCGACCUGGGCGAUGACGAGGCCCGGGCCAUGGCGGAGGUUCUGAGGCAGACGCCCAGCGUGGAGAACCUCACCCUGAGGAACACGCAGAUCUCCCGGACCGGGGUCAAGGAGCUGGAGGACGCAGUGCACGUCUUCAAUGCUGUGGCCCUGGACAUCCAUGCCGAUGAGGCUGCAGUUUCGGCUGAGGGCCGAGGCUCGGAAGGCGCCUGGGACAUGGACGUGCGCAAGAUGCACUGGUACUCGCACUACCGGCACACCGUCUUCGCCAUGAUCCAGGCCUGCCACGACGAGGGCGCCGAAGGCAUCGUGCUCAUGGCCGUGGCCCCCGAGCUCCAGAACGUGGUAACGCUCAAGGAGUGGCCUUGCCUGGAGGAAGAUCUGCCCGUUGCGUACAAUGGGCGCAAGUACCCCUUCUUUGAUUCCGAGGGGCGCGAAGUGAUCCCCUUCAGCAUGAUCACCUUCCGGCGGGUUUCGCUUUCGGACCUGCGAGAGGAACUGGAGAUGGCGACGCGUCGGGGGAAGUACGCCAUCAUUGCCUCCUGCAGCGAGACGCACUUCCAGGAAGCCGAGAAGGCCAUCCACCAGCACAACGCCGAUCGACUUCCUGGGCAUGGUCUGGCCAAGAGGGCCUGGGCUACGGCUUGGGAUGUCUACGGCGGCUCCGCGACGCACCCUGCACCUCCAGCGGAUCCCCGCCCUGCCUUUGCGCAGCGGCCAUCGAUUGGGUCCGCCAGCUCUUACAGGGGGCGGUUCUCGCAGAUGCACAGCAGCGCACUCUGA